AUGCGUAUAUCCCAAUGAAAACAGCGUACUCAAAAUGAUGUCAAAACCGUCAUUUAACCGUUUUAUGUGUAAAUUCAUUAAUACUAAUCUACGUUGAAAAUAUUUUAAUUUAUCUCUUAAUCAUUAUAUAUAUGUAUAUGUGAUUUCGUAGCAAUUUUUUACUCUAAAUUAUAGUUAAUACACCUUGUAAAAAAACAAAGGAUGAACAAACGUUAUCACAGUUAAAUAACGGUAAUAUACAAGAAAGCAAUAGUAGCCCAUUAUUAGAAUUUGCUUCCGAUACGGAAAUUGCAUCAGAUGCAAAUGAAUCUUUGUACAAAAAUACCGACGAAAAUAAAAGUCCAUCAAUGCUAGACUGUAGACGAUAUUUAAGGAAGAGAUCUCGACUUGCAUUUCAUUCAGUCAAGAAUAAUGCAAAUGCAACUGUUGCUAAAAAUAGUGAUACAACACUAGUCAACAACACUACUGAAACCGAUGAAGAUGAAGUGAUAGAAGCCAGUCCUAUGCAAAGAAGUGUUGCAUCUAAAGUCAAACAGUGUUUGAAAUUGAAGAGGAAAAUUCCUGUAAAACGUUUAGAUUUUUCAUUAUAUCCUUCGCCUAAACAUAUUUCUACGCAAAUGGAAAAUGUUAAUACAUUAAAAGAUAAAGUUAACAUAAGUUAUCUUUCACCAAUAAAAGUGCAUAAGAAGACCGAUAUUCAAAUUAAAAAAUUUAUUGAAGUCCAAAAUGAAGAUCAACCAUUAACGAAUAAAAUAAAUAAUUUCAAUUUGGAUGACACAGAAAACAAGCCACAAGAAAAAAAAACGAUAUUGGAAAAGUUUAAUGUAAGGUCAAAAAGAAAGGACGUUUCAAAGCAGCUUAACAUGCGAUGUAAAGCUGAUAGAGCAAAAUUAAAAGGCUCGGAUUGCUGGGAAUGCAGAGAAUAUUAUCAGACUUUGAAAUUGUCUAAAGAAGAAUUGCAAAAGCGGAAGAAUCAAUGCUCGCGACAUCGGGACAGAUUUGAGCGACCAAAGACACCAGAAGGUUUUUGGGAUCCGGAGUUUUCUGAGACAUUUGGCACUUAUUGAUAGCUAAUAAAAG
Messenger RNA from Solenopsis invicta (red fire ant), 1080 nucleotides. RefSeq lists its product as uncharacterized. Gene Ontology annotation, molecular function: Y-form DNA binding; damaged DNA binding; flap-structured DNA binding. Lineage: Eukaryota; Metazoa; Arthropoda; Insecta; Hymenoptera; Formicidae. Bases 348 to 1067 code for a protein of 239 amino acids. The transcript is spliced from 4 exons. Gene Ontology annotation, cellular component: site of double-strand break. Gene Ontology annotation, biological process: DNA double-strand break processing involved in repair via single-strand annealing; double-strand break repair via homologous recombination. The record is from RefSeq and is a predicted model, not a curated record.